CACUCAUCUUCACUCUUGCUACAAAGCAUAAACCUCACCUAAACAGUAUUCGUUAAUCCAAGUAAUGGCAGUAGGUGGAAAGGUGGCUUUGAUGGUACUGUUCUGCUUGAUGGUAGCAACUGCACCACCGUACACGGCGGAGGGAGCGAUGACCUGCCAGAUGGUGGUGAGUAGCCUAACCCCGUGUGCUUCCUACCUCACAAGAGGAGGUCCAGUGCCAGCCUCAUGCUGCAGUGGGAUGACCUCACUCUACAAGGCUGCAACAACCACCGCAGACCGCCGGAUGGCUUGCCGGUGCAUGGAACAAGCUGCCGGAAUGGUCCCUGGAAUCGAUCUUAAUAAUGCCGCUAGCCUUCCGGGGAAAUGCGGUCUCAAGAUCUCCUACAAGAUCAGCCCUACUACCGACUGCUCCAAGUUGCAAUGAGUAUAGGAAUGUGAAUGUAAGCAAAGCAGGAUGUAGAUACCGUAGCGAAUAAGGAUGCAGAUAAUCCAAUACUCGUAUCUCCUGCAAGUUUACUCUUAGCUUAUGGAUGCUAUGGUAGCUCCCAUUUUGUAUGUCCGUUAUCGUUGGUUGUACUUGGUGCUUGCUUUUAUCGUCUUCAAUGAAUAUCGUCCCUUUGUCAACGUUC
Cynara cardunculus var. scolymus (artichoke) is the source of this 629-nucleotide messenger RNA. Its product is annotated as non-specific lipid-transfer protein 1-like. Gene Ontology annotation, cellular component: membrane. Lineage: Eukaryota; Viridiplantae; Streptophyta; Magnoliopsida; Asterales; Asteraceae. The record is from RefSeq and is a predicted model, not a curated record. The transcript has 2 exons. Gene Ontology annotation, biological process: lipid transport. Bases 65 to 424 code for a protein of 119 amino acids. Gene Ontology annotation, molecular function: lipid binding.